AGAGCCGGGAGAUUACGGGGCGGGGACGAGCUGUCGCGCUCGGGGGCUCGUGGAGGAGCGGGACCCCGAACGUACCGGCGCGGGAGAGAGGCGACCCCAGCCCCGGAUUCGCGACCCGGAGCUCGGGACUGGGCUCAGUGUGGACGCGUAUCCGUUCCAGUCCCGCAGCCAGAAGUCCGCGGGGCCCGGAUGACGGUCUGGUUGCUCGGAGCCGGGUAGAGACACGGCCAAUCCGGCUCCGUGGGGGAGAAGUCUCCAGCGGUGAACAGAGAGCCCGGUGAGCUGAGGGCACCAUGGCCACGUCAGCCCCACUGCGGAGCCUGGAAGAGGAGGUGACCUGCUCCAUUUGCCUUGAUUACCUGCGGGACCCUGUGACCAUCGACUGUGGCCACGUCUUCUGCCGCAGCUGCACCACCGAUGUCCGCCCUGUUUCCGGGGGCCGCCCCGUCUGCCCGCUCUGCAAGAAGCCUUUCAAGAAGGAGAACAUCCGGCCUGUGUGGCAGCUGGCCAGCCUGGUGGAGAACAUCGAGCGGCUGAAGGUCGACAAGGGCCGGCAGCCAGGUGAGGGGGCCCAGGAGCAGCAGGACACACGGCUGUGCGAGCGGCACCAGGAGAAGCUGCACUACUACUGUGAGGACGACGGCAAGCUGCUGUGCGUGAUGUGCCGGGAGUCCCGAGAGCACCGGCCCCACACGGCCGUCCUCGUGGAGAAGGCCGCCCUGCCCCACAGGGAGAAAAUCCUGAACCACCUGAGCACCCUAAGGAGAGACAGAGACAAAAUUCAGGGCUUUCAGGCGAAGGGAGAAGCUGAUAUCCUGGCUGCAUUGAAGAAGCUGCAGGACCAGAGGAAGUACAUCGUGGCGGAGUUUGAGCAGGGCCAGCAGUUCCUGAAGGAGCGGGAGCAGCACCUGCUGGAGCAGCUGGCGAAGCUGGAGCAGGAGCUUGUGGAGGGCCGGGAGAAGUACAAGACCCGGGGCGUCGGGGAGCUCGCCCGCCUGGCACUGGUCAUCUCGGAGCUGGAAGGCAAGGCACGGCAGCCGGCAGCAGAGCUCAUGCAGGACACCAGAGACUUCCUGAACAGGUAUCCACGGAAGAAGUUCUGGAUUGGGAAGCCCAUUGCCCGGGUGGUUAAGAAAAGGACUGGCGAAUUCUCAGACAAGCUCCUGUCUCUGCAGCGAGGCCUGAGGGAAUUCCAAGGGAAGCUGCUGAGAGACUUGGAGUAUAAGACAGUGAGCGUCACCCUGGACCCACAGUCGGCCAGUGGCUACCUGCAGCUGUCAGAGGACUGGAAGUGUGUGACCUACAGCAGCCUGUACCAGAGUGCCUACCUGUACCCCCAGCAGUUUGACUGUGAGCCAGGGGUGCUGGGCAGUAAGGGCUUCACCUGGGGCAAGGUCUACUGGGAAGUGGAGGUGGAGAGGGAGGGCUGGUCUGAGGACGAAGAGGAGGGCGAUGAGGAAGAAGAGGGAGAGGAGGAGGAAGAGGAGGAGGAGGCUGGCUAUGGGGACGGCUACGAUGACUGGGAAACCGACGAGGACGAGGAGUCCCUGGGUGAGGAGGAAGAGGAGGAGGAGGAGGAGGACGAGGAAGUUGUGGAGAGCUGCAUGGUGGGAGUGGCCAGAGACUCUGUGAAGAGGAAGGGGGACCUCUCCCUGCGGCCCGAGGACGGGGUGUGGGCGCUGCGCCUGUCCUCCUCAGGCAUCUGGGCCAAUACCAGCCCCGAGGCCGAGCUCUUCCCCGCGCUGCGGCCCCGAAGAGUGGGCAUCGCCCUGGAUUAUGAAGGGGGUACCGUGACAUUCACCAACGCGGAGUCACAGGAACUCAUCUACACCUUUACUGCCACCUUCACCCGGCGCCUGGUCCCCUUCCUGUGGCUCAAGUGGCCAGGAACACGCCUCCUGCUGAGACCUUGAGCUUUGACACCUGCCCAUGGCCACAUCCACAGAUGCUUUACUUCUCAGAUUCCAGAACUCUCUGACGGGGGUGCGGUGGGGGUGGGAGCCUGGCCAGAGCACCUGGAGCAAGGGAGACUGGGGACUGGACCUCCCCUCCCCCGACUUCCCCAUGGUGGGGGCCCCAUGAGGCCUCAGUGCUGUUGCUGCAUCUGUCCUGCCCCAUCUGGUUCUUCCUCCCGCUGGUUUCCUGUGGGCGUCUCAGGCUCCCUUCCUCCCCGCAGCCCUUUCCUUUGGGUUGUGCACUCUCUUGUUGACUGCCAGGCCGAGGCAGCACUGUCUUGCCCAGGAAGGCAGCCUGUGCCAGGUGGGCCGGUGAGACCACUCGGUCCUGCCUGAGAGCACUGUGCUGUCUCCGAGUCCCUCUGGGUCCCCUGGCCCAGAGCCACUCAGUGCCCACCUUCCCUGGCGUUUAGCAGACCCGGCACCCCCACAUACCUGAAAAUGCUGAAAGUAAGCAGGAUGCAAGGUCACGGGGGCUUCCCUGGCCUGUGGGGGGGGGGGGGCUAUCAUCGCCCCACGAGAUCCAGAGAGCAGGCUCCAUGCUUCUCUGAAACCAGGGCUGAGCUAGGAGGCUCCUGUAGCUAAGGAGGAGGGGCUCUGGCAAUGAUCUGUGGCCAAAAGACUGUCUCUGUGUAAGGGUCCUCGUGAGGGGAGGUUUCUCAAGAAUCCAAAGUCCCAGGAACUCAAGUUCCUGUUGAUCAGCGCAUCUGAAAACAACAGGGCAGACACCCAGUAGAGCAGCCCCCUCUGACUGUUCUCUGCUGAGCUGUCGUCCCCUAGCCUUACUCAGCUGCCAGGUUCCUCUUCCUGGAGAGGGAAGGUGGUGGUGUGGGGCGAGGGGAGGCAGGAGUCCUCAGGAGCCCACCAGGUCUUCUUGUCAAAGGAGGAACCAAAAUUUCCGCAUUAACCAUAGAUCCCACCCAAGCCCCGGCCUUUGUCCAGGUGCCCCGAGGGCCCCGCAGUUUACAGCGGGCUCCCUGCUCCAGCAAAAGCAAUGUCCCAGUCUUUGUUCUUAGCCAUUCCGAGUGCUCUGCCAGUCCCCUGCUUAUCCAGGUUUUUAAUUCCUGUGCCCUGCUCCCCACUGCUGUGGUUCCAUGGCCACCGCAUGUGUCAAGAGUUGCCACUUUGUACAUAUCACAUGCUGCCUGAGUCCCUGGUACAUCUUUUGCCUCUAGUUUUGUAAGCUCCUGGAGGGCGGCUGCCAUCUCUUAGACUUUUCUUGUACUAUUCUUGGCACCUAGUGCAGUGCUGGGCACAGAGUAGGUGCUCAAUAAAGAUUUAUUGAAUGAAUGGCCUGGAGCGAGAGAUGUGUGUAUACAGAUGUAAGUAUUUUUAUUAUAACAGGUGUCACCAGGAUUUCUCAGCCUGGCCACAAAGCUUCCAUUGCUAGCAGUAGCCCUGAGUUUCUUCUUUCUGGAAUUCUGGUGUUCUCUGUCCUCUGCCAACAUGCAGUUCCUUCUAGAAGCUGCCAGAGAAGAGCCUCCCCUGGGACGCUGACGAGGUACUGGCAUGGCUCCAUGUGGCUUCCUCUCCCACCGUGGUGCCCUGAGCUGAGAUCCUGCAUCUGGAGCAUGGGAUGGCUCCUUGAGAAGGGUGACAUCCAGCCUGGCACACCCACAGUCCACAGCGCCCCAAGGAAGAGGGAGUGGAAGCUAACGAGGCUUCCACAGCUGGGAGAUGGGGCUCCCUGGAAGGAUCCAGAGCCUGUGACUUUGGAGCGACAGCCAUGACCCAUGGCCAGUAAGUUAUCUCUGUGGAUUGGUUCUUGUGAGAGGUGUUUUUAAAAGACUCCAAAGGAAAUAUCUGCAGAGAUUCAAUCUUGUCCCCACACAGUUAGCUAACCAUUUCUUACUCUAGCUGGUUUCUUAAAAUUGCCAUCUUAAAGAUGGGAAAGGGAGGAUUAUACAGAACUACCUCUAGGUUUAUACUAGUAACAAAGCAUAUUUCUUGUACUCUCAUCUGGGGGCUUGUUUAAAUUUUCUCUUAUUUCCUGUUUUCAUGCUGUUUCGUUUUGCACAAACUAUAGCUGCACAUAUCGUUAACUAUUCCUACAGUGCUUAUUACCAAAAAAAGAAAGAAAGAAAAAAAAAAAAGCACAGUUCCCUGUCCCGCCCUCUUCCCCAGCUGGCUGCCCUGGUGUUUCCUCAGUAACCUGAGUUUGGGCGUUAGCCCCUGAUUUCCAGGGUACCCAGCUUUCUGUUCACUGCAUUGCCCACCACACUCAUGCUCCCCACUCUUUCCUUCAGUGUGGUUUUAACACUGAUGAAACAGGUAUUCAGCAUCAGCGUUGCUAAGUCCAGGUAGAAGCUGUUUACUCCUGGGCUACGCAUAAGGGCAUGCUUCCUUUUCCUUUGUGAACAAUGUUUUGUCUUCUCAGGAGUUGCUAAUUGCCUCCUCUCCCACACUUUUGCAGUGUUUCCUACAUCUUUAUUGCUACUGAACCACAAAGUCACGUUGUCAGGCAUCUGAAAUGUUCAGUGUAGCCUUGGUGCAUCUCUCCUGAAGCCCAAGGCCUCGAAUCUGAGGGAGUUGCUGCCGCACCGUGCAGCUUCCUGCACCUCCCUUCCCCGUCAUCAUGGGGGCCCUGCAUGGAUGCUGCGUCUUGAGCCUGUGUUUUCCCUCUUAAUGCACAUCGCCCUGGUGAAGCGUCACUCACUGGCUUCCUGGAAGACUGCGCAGAGGUUGAUUUUUUUUUUUUUAAAUAAAAUUUCGGCUAUCUGGAAAUACUUUAUGCCAUUUUCAUAUUCAUUGGGUUCAGGAUUCUUGGUUGCAGAUGAUUCUUUAGACUUUUGGAAGGCACUGCACCACUGCCUCCUGGCAUCUGUUACUGCUGUUGACAAUUCUGGCGGGACACCUUGACUCCCGACCCUUUGUAUCUGGCCUGUUGCUUGUUUCUGAUGGACUAGGGUUUUAUUUUCCUCUUCCUCUUGAUUUUUUAUGAGGUUUCCCUGCAUCAGGCUGAUUAACUCAGUGGGCCCAUUCAUUCUUCUUGAAGUAUUUCUUGACGAUUUUUCUUUCCUCUCAAACAUGUUAUUUGCAGCCUUCCUACAUCUCUGAAAUCUACUUACUGAGUGCCUGUGGUGUGCUAGCAUAUUUCUAGGGUAAGGCAGAGAGUAGAUUAGCCAAGUUCCUAUACUCAUGGAGCUUAUGUGCCAGCAGAGAGUGAUGGGCAACAAGCUAAAAUAAAAAAUAAAACAGCAGUUUGCACUAUACAAAGAGCCAGAACAGGACUGUGAUGGAGGGACUCGGUGUCCUCUGGGACAACGGCAGUAAAGCUGAGUGGUGAGAAGAGGAGUCUGAGAGUACAACAGCCAGUGGGGAGGGCACAGUCCUAAGGCAGGGGUGAGCUGGCUACAGAGAGACUGUCUAGAGAGCGGUUACAGAAGAGCAGAGAGUGACAGGGAGGAAGGUGGCCAGCUGGGCAGAGGUGAGCCCUGCAGGGCCUCUGGACCGGCUAAAAGUGCAGGGGUUUCUUCUAAAGUGUGACAUGAAGCUGCUAAAGCACAGAAGCAGAGGAGUGUGACUGAAUACAGUGAGCAACACUGAUCAUUACGACGUGGGAGCCAUUGUUCUUGGCACUUGAGAUGCAUCAGCUUUUAAAAAGUCCCUUUCCUCAAGGAGAUCUCAUUCUAAAAGGGAGAAAUCAGCCUUGUGAGUACGAAAUGUCCAAGCAUAGUGUGCUAGAAAAAGUAAUACGGGUGAUAGAAUCGCUUUUCUAAAUUAUCCGUUUGGAGAAAUGGAAGAGUUAGGACUCAGGGAAUCCAGAGCAAGGCUUUGGCAAGCCGAGUGAGAUGGGUGGUGGUGGUUCUGAGUGUUGUGAUAGCAGAAGAGAGAGAGGCUAACCAGUUUGGAACAGGCUUGAAGGGCAGAGUCAACAAGGUGUACUAGUUAGAAGGAAUGGAGUGGGUAGAAGGAAAGAAAUGGUGAUUCCUAGGUUUUGGCUUUGAUCAAGGAAGUGAAGAUGGAAGUUAGAGAUGAUGAAGGAGUAGAUUAGAAGGUACGGAUGGGAUAAGUCAGAGUUCCAUUCUGCUCAUGUUAAUGUGUAUGUUCUGUACAGCUAAGUGGAGAAAUCGAGAUAGUUAAUCGGCUGAAGCUGCUGCUGGUUUGGGAUUAAAAAGUACAUGUGGGCUUUUAAAGCCAUGGAGUGAGUGUGAAGAUCAAAACUAGUAGGGAGCCCACGUAGGCCCCUGUGGCAUCCCAACAUCUAAGUAGGCCAGGCAGGAAGAGUCAGCGAAAGAAUCAGAAACAGCAGCCAGUUAAGCAGAAACAAGCCCAAUAAAGUCAGGGCAUGGAACUGAAGGCCCUGGCAGGGGACUGGGGCUGGGUGCAUCCAGUGCUGCUGGGGUACCAUGGGCGCAGAAGCAGAGGAGGGGCUGAUGGAUGUGUCAGCAUGGAGGGGAUGGAAGAUGAGGUGGGGCGCGCAGGUCCAACUCAUCCCCAAAGCAAGAAGGGUGCUAAUAAUUAGCAGGUCUCCCAAUUGUUAGGCCCAGGUGGAGGGGCCCUGGGCUGUGUUGGAUUGUGCUCGGUGCACUGUGCUGUGUGCCAUGUGAGGACGAAUGUAUCCGUGGGGUGUAUCAACCAGGCUUUCUUGCCCUCUGACAUCUGACUGCGUUUAGGGAAGGGGUGGUACCUGUGCGAGGUAAGAGGGCAGGGGCAAGAGGAGGCCUGGUGUUUGUUCCCUUUCCCUCCUGGGCCGUGAGUUGGCUGGUGAUGCCCUCCCCGACCUGCACCACAGCUGCUGUUGCAGCCAUACUCUCUCCACUUGGAUGUUUCAUUGUCUUUCAGUUGCAAUGCUUAAUUUUUUUUUUUUUUUUUUAAGAUUCUUUGGUCCACAAAUAAUUUAGAAGUACAUUUUUAUGUGUUGAAAGUGUGUAGGCUUUCUAAAUUACCUUUGGUUUUUGAUCUUUAUUACAUUGUGGUCAGAGGUCAUUGGCUGCAUGACUGACAAGGUGAAAAUCACUCAGACACAGUUUUAAAAAAAAAAGCUUUGUCAGCUGCAACUUUAUUAUGCUUUUGUUCAAAGAGAAAGGUAGGUAGUUUUCGAAGCUCUGACCAAGCAAGAAAUCUUGCAAACAUCCGUACCUUCAGAAAACAUGUUUAUUCAAAUCUUCCCAGAGCAAUUAUUAUCAAGAAAGAAAAUCACCUAAUGGAAGACACUUUAAAGACCAAACGUUUUGUCAGAUUCUACAGAGCAGAAUAAUACUUGGGCUUGAGGCAUCUUGAAAGAUUCUUUUGUUACAAAUAACAUUUACAAAAAUGGUUUUUAUGGUCACAGGAAAAAACAGCAGUGAUUACAGGUAUAAGUUGCUGCAUGGCUCCAUGCCCGGAGCUGUGAUGCUCUUGUUAGUGCUCCUGGCUGGACGCCUUAUCAAGCAAGCAGCAGGAGAGAGAGCUGCUCCCUGCUUCUUUCUGAAACUCCUUUCACCAGCAACUGCUGUUUAGGAGAGCCAACAUCCCCGGGUCUAGUCCCAGGAAUUCUACGGGUCAGUGGUAGGAGAAAAGGGUAGGCCAGAAGCUUAACCAACUCAUGGGAGAAGGUGGAAGAAGUUUCAAAACAGAAAAUGUAAUGUUUUGCUUUGACAGCGAUACUGGUUGUUUUGUUUUUAUGUCUAGGUCAUUGUUCUAAGUGCUUCUGAGUGCUCAAGAAGAUGCCAUUUCUAUUGUUAAGUUCAAGGUCCUAUAUAUGCCCAUUAGAUGAAGUAUUUUGUUACUUAAAUGUCUGUAACUUUAUUAGAAUAACUUCAUUUCUUGUUCAUUUAAUGUCCUUAGUAAUUUUUUUACUUUAAUAUCAGUGAUUGAGAGAGAUAUGUUCAUAAAUCUGCUACUGUGAUUGUUUAAUUAUCAAAUUCUUUUUGUAACUGUCAGUGAAUGCAAUAGAACUUAGAAUUUUUAGUUUCCAAAUAGAUUGUCACUUCAGCCAGAAUGUAGUGUCCUUUUCUCCUCUAAUCUAAUACUACUUCUUUCAUUAAUUAAAGUAUAUUUUCUCUGCCA
Lepus europaeus (European hare) is the source of this 7946-nucleotide messenger RNA. It is a transcript of the gene TRIM26, whose product is annotated as tripartite motif containing 26. The transcript is spliced from 9 exons. The coding region runs from base 294 to 1913 and encodes 539 amino acids. The record is from RefSeq and is a predicted model, not a curated record. Lineage: Eukaryota; Metazoa; Chordata; Mammalia; Lagomorpha; Leporidae. Gene Ontology annotation, molecular function: zinc ion binding; protein binding.